GAAAGUUGAUAGUAACUUUUCCUGAAGUAUAGCUUUCUUUUACAACGUGAUAUCGCGAUUUGUAUUUUCUGGGACUGUCUGUGUUUUGUUCAGUAGUGACUUAGUGCUAAGGUUUUUGGUGCAGGGGCAGUGGUUGAAACAAUAGUUGUGUUUUAAUUCCAAAUAUAUAGUGAUAUAAGGAAAUAAUUCAUCUGGAAAGAAAAAAUAUAGUUAAGCAAUAUUGUUCGCUAGUAUUACCAAAAAACAACAUAACCAGUCGUCAAACACCCCAAGCGCAACACAAAGGCAGUCCAAGCAAAGAUGAAUAUCGAGAUCACGCCAAACUACUCAUACAUCUUCGACUUCGAGAAUGAAUUCAUUCACCAGGAUACACGUGUUUGGAUGGUCAAAAACUGGACCUAUGUGUUCUAUUAUUGCGGAAUUUACAUGGCGGUGAUCUUCGGAGGACAGCAUUUUAUGCAAAACAGACCGAGGUUCGAACUGCGAGGGCUGUUAGCGAUAUGGAACUCGUUACUAGCAAUGUUCAGUAUAAUGGGUGCGUGUAGGACAGCGCCCGAGCUAGUGCACGUGCUGCGGCACUAUGGUCUCUUUCACUCCGUGUGUGUGCCUAGUUUCAUCGAACAUGAUCGCGUCAGUGGUUUCUGGACGUGGCUGUUCGUACUCUCCAAGCUACCCGAACUCGGUGACACAGUUUUCAUUGUGCUGAGGAAACAGCCAUUGAUCUUCCUGCACUGGUACCACCACAUUACGGUCCUGAUGUACUCCUGGUUCUCCUACACCGAAUACACCGCCUCAGCCCGUUGGUUUAUUGUGAUGAAUUAUUGCGUUCACUCGGUGAUGUAUACGUACUACGCGCUGCGAGCUUUGAAUUUCAAACCACCCCGCUCGAUCGCCAUGGUGAUAACGGCUCUUCAACUGACUCAGAUGGUCGUGGGCUGCGCAAUCAAUGUGUGGGCUCACGGGUUUCUACAAACUGCCGGAAAGGGCAGCUGCAACAUUUCUGAGAUGAACAUCAAACUCUCCAUCGCUAUGUAUUUCAGCUACUUUGUUCUAUUCGCUCGGUUCUUCUACAAGACCUACCUCUCAACAAACGCCCGUAAAGGCAAGCGUUCAGUCAAGUCUACUUCUAGCAGAAGUAGCGUUGUCACAGAGUACAACACCAUCAAGCAUGUAGAUGCACCCAUCAGCAGUAAUCUACAGACGAUGGCAGCACAAAACGACAAAGUCAAAGCACAGUAAGAUGUGGCUGAGCUAUAAACUCUUCACCAUAUGCACACGUACGGGAAACACAAGACAAGAAAUCAAAUUUCGCCAAAAGAAACAUUAAAUUGCCGAUUAUGUUGCUACUAAGACCACAGAGCAGUGCCCCGGUACCACAUAUAUGAAUGAAAAACCUUUAAUCAAAGUGGAAACAGAAAGAUUAUUAUUUCAAUCCCUAUUCUACCAAAUGACGUAAGUAAUUUCCUGUGCCUGCUUUCAUCUUAGCAGCUAAAAAUUAGUUGAACUAGAGCGAUGAUCCUACGAACAAGAAACCAAGUCCCGCUGUAGCAGCUCAGAAGGAAUCGCUCAACUUGACACGACAGCAGCGGUACAAAUUUUAAACGAUCGUGGUUCCUCGAACAGGAAUAAAACCUUACAGGAAUUUGAUUUCGAGUCAAAAUCCGAAUGACCAUGUCUUUGGUAAAAUUAUAUUAAGUAAUUCUUUCAAGUCAUCGGAGUACAACAGAUAGGGUCUUCAAUAGGGAUAUUAUUCGCCUUUUUGUUAUUGUGCUAAUUAUUAUUUCGAUGUAAGCUACCAGAACAAACUUAGAUUGAAUGUCAUUUGCCGUUUCUGUUUAGUUUCCCUGUAUUAAUUGCUCAUAGACUAUAUCAUUCCAACUUUUGAGUCUCAAAAAUAAGAGAAUGAAAAUACUUGACACCGGCAAAUGCUUCCAUCCAGUAUAAAGCAAAGAAAUAGCUGAAGCUAGGAGAUGCAAGGGAAAUCUUACGGGUGCAAAGUUACGAACGAGACUAUAGAGCAGUGUAGCGUGAAUCCAGUUAGCGAUUAUAAAUUAUUAUAGGAGUUGGAUAGUUGUUAUAUUAUUUUUCUUUCCAUUGUAUCAAACUGCGAACGUGGAUUAUUAGUCCGCUAUUGCAUAAGUUUCGUCCUCCCUGCUGCUGCUUCUGGCUAAUUUUAUUAAGAAUGAUGAUAUUUUGUUUAUAUCUGUAAACCAUAUGUUGGACCAUUAAUUCUGGAUUACUUCACGAUUGAGGGACAUCACUGAUUUAGUAAACAAACGCUUCGAGCGUUCAUAAAUCAGUCAUCUAUCUUCCUCUCCUGUCAGUUUUCUAUGCUACGUUUAGUCGCUUGAUUAUUAUUUGACACAUUCCCACGUUACGGGACACAAUUAGCAAUUAUUUUUACUGUGUAAAUGGGCUCUUGCUCCAUCAAAUUUUUGGCAAACAGGCUGUAAAAUUGGUGCCUAAAGGGGACUUUACCUUUCAGUUGCAUACCAAGGAUUUGGUUCAACAGGAACUGAUUUGCAGGGUGGGCAUCCUGUCCCGCAACGCUGGAAUGUGUCAUUAACUCAGCACUCGACGUGUUUGUUCACAAAAGCAGUUUUGUCCCAAUCUCGUAAUACAUGACACAUGUGAGAAAGUUUCAAAGAUUAUCAAUUACUUGGAAUUAUUUUGACUGCUAUAGGUACUUAGAAACCUAAUGCAGCCGAACACUUUCGAUUAGUUUAGCAACUCUUGAGUAAAACUAUCAACCAAUUCAACUUCUGAUAAUACCACAAAAACUUGCGAUAGUGAUAGAACUCAAUAAUCCAGUUGAAAGCAACACUAAACUGAAAAAUGAUAUUCGAAAAACGGGACCUUAAUCGAUGGUUUUGUCAGCUUAAACAUUCGACUAAGAUUUGACAUCUAAAGUAGGUUGUAAAAAAGUUCUUCAUAUUCUUCAAACUUUGAACGGGUAUUCUUUUGUGGUAUGAAAACAACAUUGUUGUUUUUGUAUCAGUCUAAGAUGAGCCGAGUUAAGUGCUAAAUCUGGCCUAAAAAGUGUUGGGCCUUUGUGAGAUCUCAAGCAGAAGUCGCAAAUUCGUCCCUGAUUUGAUGAACGGUUGACUCAUUUUGCUACAUCGCUUGCAAGACAAGGUUUUUUUUGUGGUUUUCAAUAAUUUCUUCUUUCGUAUAUCGUGCUCUCAGCAACUGCAAACUUAGGGGUUGCAACAUAGUAUUUCUGUCACUGUAUUUAUCUGGUAUCGGCCUCGAUGUCGGUUUCAUCAUCCAUCACAAUACAGAACGGUUUUGUGAGCUUCCUUGCGCGAGUUUAGGCUGCCGUAUUCCGUUUGUCGCUCGGUUCCUGUCGAAUUAUGAAGACAUAUAGUCCAGAAUAUGUCUUUGUUUUUUGUACAAAACAAACAGAAGCUUGCGUCCGUUUUUUUUUAUACAUCCCAAAUCGAAAUGUUCGUUUAACGCUUGAGCUAGAAGGACCAUCCUGGUCUUCUUCGGAUAUACGGUGCCUCGCAUCCUACUGCUACUAUCUUUUCGCAUGGCAGUCUGAUGCUUCCUGAACGUUAUGGACAUGUAGAACACGGUUGAAUGUGCGAUUCCGAGUUAAUUACCGAUUUACUCUUAUUAAUUUGCCAUUCUAAACAAUAUUUUAAAAAUUGCAGUCAUUUUAGCCACGUGGUAAAAACUUACAAACAAAUGUAUGUGUCCUCGUUUUUCGAAUACAGUCAUUGAAAUAAAAAAAAUAGUUUGCAACGUUUAUUGCAGCUUUUAGAAGGGGUAAAUAUUCUUUUAAGUCACUUCGUAUUAUGUGAUUGAAAAAUCGAACUGACACCAGUUAGUGACACAAAAGAAACUGAAAUUUUAGGAAUAAUUAGACUUAGUUUUUGAUUUAUAUUCACCUAAUGGAGGGUUGUAUAACAAUUGUGGGACUUACGGUUUUAUUGUUGAAAGUAAAGCAUUGGGAUUUCUUGUAUACCUACCAGCAAAAUGAAACCUACGAUCAAUUCGAAUUCUAUUGAACAUACUGCAUGAACCACGGAGUUUGUUUUUUCGUUCUUAUUUACUUGUAUAUGACUCUACGCGAUUAUGACGUAAACUAUUAUAGAAAGUGAGGAAGUGUCUGAUGCUCCAAUAUAUUGUUGGUCUAAAUCCGAAUUUUUCGCAUCAGACACUUCCUCACUUUCCAAAAUACUUUACGUCAUGACCGCGUAUAGUGAUAUACGAGAAAAUAAGACAGAAAAAACACACCCGGUGGUGGAUUUAAUCCAAGACUUGCCGUGCGAACGUCGGCAACGUAUUGCUCUACUUCUAUCACACUGAUCAAGUAAAACCGAGUAAACAAAGAGCAGUCAUACAAAUAUUAUCGUCGCAUGGGGAAGUGUGUGACGCGGAUACGGGGAGUGAUAGAAUUGGGAGAUUAGACCAUUUUACGGAUAACAUUGCUGCUGAUAUUGAUAUGGCUUUCCCGUGGGGCAACUAUGUUAUAUCAAGUACCAGCACAGGGAAAACGCAAUAUCAAUAUCAGCAAGUUACCAUGUCUCCUGUCACGUAAAAUGCUAUAUAAAACAAAAUCAGGUAUUAGCCUACCUAAUAUAGUGGGUGGUGGUAGUUUAGUUAGUAAAACAGUCGCGUACUAACCGAAAGGUCGUACGAACCCCACCUACCAUCAUCCCGAUCGAAAUUUACCAAUUCAUCCAAUUGAUCAUUCUUCGCAUCAGAAACUUCCAAAAUACUACAUGAAACUUGAAGCAGUAAGAGAAUAAGCAUUUAGCUUUAUUCAGGUGCUAUGCUGAACAGUGCUGCUAUUUACCAAAUUUAAAUAUUAUGGACGCUAUGAAUGGACUUGAAUGCACAAGCGAGUUAAAUAUUGUGAUUUUGAUCAAGAACAAGCAUCUUUUUAUCCCAUUAAAAUGACUCAAAAUAAGUAUCUUAUUUUUUGAUUAGCCAGAAAGCAAGCAGCAGCAUGAUGCGUCUCCAACUUUUCAGCGCACGAUUCUGAAUUAUAUAACCGUUUAAUUUUCUUUAAAUUGCCCGUUGUUUGGACAUUUGAAAUAAAUAUAAUCAACAAAACUAGAAACAUGUGAAGUAAAUCAAUAAAUCCCACAAUUCUAAAAUUGACCAUCUGGUAAAAAAAAAGAUAAUACAAACCUGCGGAUUAUCCCGUCCCACAGAAGAAACCAUUGAAAACAAAGCAUGUUCACUAUCAAUUAAUCGCCUUUUGCUUAUAAAAAGCAGAGUUUGCAAAUCAGGUAAUGUGGCGAAUGAAAAAAUAUCGAGCAAGUAGUUAUAGCUAAACGAAAGAAUUGAAAAUGCGUAAUGAAGUUUUUUUCUCGGAGCGAAAAGAAUAAACCAAAAGGUGCUGCUGCAGAACAUUAUUGCGAACAAUUGCAAACCCAAUAAAUGCUAAAGCAAUUAUCUAUUGUAAAUACCUCCAUUCCUCUAGAUUUUCGCAUGCGUUUGCAAAUUUAGGCUUUUGUCCAAAUUCUGUACAGAGAUAGCUGUAGGACACGGAUAAUGUACACAGUGUAUUGCCUGGCAUGACAUUCCUUCGCAAUGGUGAACGGUUAUGGAUUAUCGGGUGAGCAACGACGGCAGCAUUUACAUAAUAAUAUAAACCAAGCAAACCUACUACAUAACACAAAAUUAUAUAAAUAUAUUUUUUUGCGAGGAUUUAUCCGCAACAUGACAUUUUUUGUGAGAUCGAAACUGAACACAUUUGAACAAAUUACCCUGAAUGAGUGUUGUUUUGCGUUUAACCUUUGGCUGGUUCUGUUUUAAGUGUGCAACACACAAGCUUUAAUACACACAAACUAUUUAUUAUUAUACAAAACAAAUUUCAUCAUACUUCGCUACAUUCGUAACUAUUUGCAACAAAAGGUGGCUGAAUAAUAAAAAAUAACGUUUAAUGAAAGAUGUUAACAAACAUAUGGUUCAUUAUUAUAGCAGUGGUUUAGAAUCCUAACCUUAGGCUGAUGAAUGCAAAUGAACAUGAAACAUUGCAACUAGUGAAAAAUAAAUUG
This is a messenger RNA of Sabethes cyaneus, 6014 nucleotides long. It is a transcript of the gene Baldspot, whose product is annotated as elongation of very long chain fatty acids protein 6. Gene Ontology annotation, biological process: sphingolipid biosynthetic process; very long-chain fatty acid biosynthetic process; fatty acid elongation, saturated fatty acid. Gene Ontology annotation, molecular function: fatty acid elongase activity. Gene Ontology annotation, cellular component: endoplasmic reticulum membrane. Bases 301 to 1239 code for a protein of 312 amino acids. NCBI's taxonomy places the organism in Eukaryota, Metazoa, Arthropoda, Insecta, Diptera, Culicidae. The transcript is spliced from 4 exons. The record is from RefSeq and is a predicted model, not a curated record.